Molecule: messenger RNA, 2770 nt
Organism: Dicentrarchus labrax (European seabass)
Lineage: Eukaryota; Metazoa; Chordata; Actinopteri; Moronidae
Gene: cdc14ab
Product: cell division cycle 14Ab
Exons: 15
Coding region: 392-2269 (625 amino acids)
Biological process (GO): regulation of exit from mitosis; cilium assembly; microtubule cytoskeleton organization
Cellular component (GO): spindle pole; nucleolus; centrosome
Molecular function (GO): protein serine/threonine phosphatase activity; protein tyrosine/serine/threonine phosphatase activity
Source: RefSeq, a predicted model, not a curated record
UGUUUGCGGAUUGGCUGCGGUUGCUAUGGGAGCGGCUCCCGUUGCUAUGGUAACGUGUCUUAAGGAGGGAUUUGGUCAAUCAGAGUUUGAGACUCGGAGCGUCGUCAAGCAGUUUCGGUGCUAACAUGCUAACAUGCUAACCGGGAAUGUUUACCGGUGAAAGAAAACAGAAAACCGAAGAAAAGAACCGGUAGAAAACAUCGGUCUGUAGCGGAGGGCAGCCGCAGUGACUGAUGGGAAACUGAGGACAAAGUUUGAAACUUUUAAACAGACUCCGUUCCUGCUAGCUGUUUGCUAGCCUGCUAACGGCUACAGAGCCGUUAGCAGUUGGUAAAGUUUGGAGCUGCGUGAGCUGCGUGAGCUGCGUGAGCUGCGGGCCGAGAGAGGAACCAUGACGGUGGAGGGAGUGCGGCACUCCCCGGUCCUGUCUGCCCUGUUCAGGACCGCAGAGGACUCCUCCGAGCUGCUGGGAGCCGCCCAGUUUAUCAAAGAGCGGCUGUACUUUGCCACGUUACGCAGUAAACCUAAAAGCACCGCCAACACUCACUACUUCUGCACCGAUGACGAGUUCCUCUACGAAAAUUUCUAUGCAGACUUUGGUCCUCUGAAUCUGGCCAUGUUGUACCGAUACUGCUGCAAACUCAACAAGAAGCUCAAGUCGUUUGCUCUGACCAGGAAGAGGAUUGUUCACUACACCAGCUUCGACCAGAGGAAGAGAUCAAAUGCCGCCGUGCUGAUUGGAGGCUACGCUGUGAUCUACCUGAAGAAAACUCCAGAAGAGGCCUACAGAGCUCUGAUCUCUGGAUCCAACGCCUCCUACCUGCCCUUCAGAGAUGCUUCCUUUGGGAAUUGCACCUACAACCUCACAGUGCUGGACUGUCUGCAUGGCAUCAGGAAGGCUCUGCAGCAUGGCUUCUUUGACUUUGAGACCUUCGACGUGGACGAGUACGAACACUACGAGCGGGUGGAGAAUGGAGACCUGAACUGGAUCGUCCCGGGGAAGUUUGUGGCCUUCAGCGGACCUCAUCCUAAGACUAAAGUAGAGAAUGGUUACCCUCUCCAUGCCCCCGAGGCGUAUUUCCCUUACUUCAGGAAACAUAACGUGACCACUGUCAUCCGUCUGAACAAGAAGAUCUACGACUCCAAACGCUUCAAUGACGCCGGCUUCGACCACUACGACCUUUUCUUCGUGGAUGGCAGCACGCCCAGUGACAUCAUCACACACCGCUUCCUGCACAUCUGUGAGAGUAUGGAGGGAGCCGUAGCUGUCCACUGCAAAGCUGGCCUCGGCAGGACGGGCACUCUGAUUGGCUGUUACCUGAUGAAACACUACCGGUUCACGGCGGGGGAGGCCAUCGCCUGGAUCCGGAUCUGCAGACCGGGCUCUGUGAUUGGACCACAGCAAAACUUCCUGGAGGAAAAGCAGUCAGCGAUGUGGUUGCUAGGCGACAGCCAGCGUUCCCAGAAGACCAAGCUGGAGGAGAAGGUGGUGUCUCACCUCAUCACCAGUAUGGAUGACCUCACCUUAAACUCCGCCCACAACAGCAACCUGUGCAGGUCCCCGAGCUCCGACCGUCUGACCGAGGUCUCGCACACACAGAGUGAGUCUGUGGACGGCGGACCGGGUCUCACUCAGGGGGACAAACUGAGAGCCUUAAAGAGCCGACGGCCCCCCCGCCCUGCCACCACCGGGGCCCUCAGAGUGGAAGAGAUGAAGAUUCACAGCAGAUCAUCCUCACAGCCGCUCAGAUUGUCGAUGGGUGUAGGUCAGGGCCCCUCCUCUCCCCUCAAGUCCUCCAAGUUCCCAGCAUCCUCUGCUUCUGCUACAGCCAAGAGGAUCGGAAGAAGUCCGUUGUCAUCGGCGUCCAACAUCAGGAGCUCGCGGUUGGCCAGCUCUCUGGGUGAUCUGUACGCUGCAGACUUGGAGGAGGACAAAAACUCUCCAUACUCCUCUCUUCCUCCCUCCUCCUCCUCAUCCCCUGUGUCUCUCAGCCCCUCCCCUUCCUCUCUGGUCCCGCCCUCUCUGGGUCGUUAUGGUAAUGGUACUCGCAGCGUGCAGCACGAGAUCAACAACAACAGCGGUCUGUACGGGGUCUCUGUGGCGCCCCCUGCAGGGAAAAGCUCCGGUUUCGCCCUCAGCAGCAAACCGGGGCCUCAGGACUUCAGCCCGUACAGGGGCCCGGGGCCCUACAGUGCUCUGAAGGGCCCGUCAGGACGCUACCUGAGCCGCUCCAUACCUUCUCUUCAGUCUGAGUACAUCCAGUACUAGAACUACAGAGCUGACCUGAGGACCCAUUACCCACAAUGCCUCCUGUGUGGGACCCUAAUAAAGAGUUCAGCUCAGUCUGAACUGCAGAGACUGUUCAUACUGUAUGUUAACGAGCAGUGUGUUAACGAGCAGUGUGUUAAUAUGAUGUAAUCUACACGUGUUUGGCUGCGACAGAAGAUAUAUUUAGAUAGGACACAUUUUAUAUUUCUUAUUUGUUUUAAAGAAGUUUAAUUGUUUCGUCUGUUUUUGAUAAACUGAAGGAUCAGCUGACGACCACUCUCUCUGUCGUCAUGGUUACAGUAUUUACUUCCUGUUUGUGAUCAGUUCACCAGCAGAUUCACUUUCUAACCACAGCAAUAAUAACAGUAGGCAAAGAAGAAGAAGAGAUAAACUCAGGGUGUGUGUGUGUGUGUGUGUGUGUGUGUGUGUGUGUGUGUGUGUGUGUGUGUGUGUGUGUGUGUGUGUGUGUGUGUGUGUGUGUGUGUGUGUGUGUGUCUCGGG